UAACGAUCAUUGAAUCUACAAUUAUUGGCAAAUCAUCCGAUGGAAAAAAUGAACAUUAUAUAGUUGUCAUUAAAAGUGUUCAAAACAGCAAUAAAGAGCCAACAGUUGCUAUUACUAAAACCAUUGAUUCUAUAUAUCAAGAUCAUAUCUCUUGGAUUUCAAACAUUCAUUCUCAAGCAACCGUCGUGACAUCUCUCGAUGAGAAUGGUUCCUCGCAUGCUGCUAAUAAUAGCAGCAGUGAUAUUAUUAUUCGUGAAUACGCUAUUGGCGACAAUUUUCGUGCCUAUUCUGCUAUGUUUGAUCCACAAUUUGCGGAAAAUGCUUUAAAACAGCGCGAAGAAAUUGAUUAUGUUGUACGCGAUUCCGAGGUUUGGGUUGCACGUGAUAUUGAUGGUCUUAAUGAAGAAGAUAUAAUUGAAGA
Racocetra persica is the source of this 421-nucleotide messenger RNA. NCBI's taxonomy places the organism in Eukaryota, Fungi, Glomeromycota, Glomeromycetes, Diversisporales, Gigasporaceae. The record is from the annotation of a GenBank genome assembly.